Molecule: messenger RNA, 1686 nt
Organism: Aureobasidium namibiae CBS 147.97
Lineage: Eukaryota; Fungi; Ascomycota; Dothideomycetes; Dothideales; Saccotheciaceae
Exons: 2
Coding region: 1-1686 (561 amino acids)
Source: RefSeq, a predicted model, not a curated record
AUGGAUGUUCACGGACAGACACACCCCGUCAGUUGCAGCGAAAAACUCCCCACUCUGUGUUCUCAGACCGCACCAGCAUCCAACAUCACAUAUGCGAACACCUCUCCACCAUAUCAAAUCUCCCAAAUUGCUGGCUCACAGACACUGGUUGGAUACCGCGACUUCUUGACUUUCCGAUUCAUGGGAGUUCGGUUUGCUGCUGAGCCCGAGAGAUUCACCUACUCUUCUGUCUAUGACGGGACAGGAGUUAAUGAAGCUCUCGAGCCUGCGCCUGAGUGUUUGACUCUACCGAACAAUGGAUCCACAGAUUGCUUGUUCCUUAACAUAUGGACGACUAAUCUGCCUGGUCCAUCUGCAAAGAAGGAACUCAAGCCAGUGAUGGUAUACAUCUAUGGUGGAGGUUUCACGACUGGAUCUGCAAGCAAUCCAACCAACGAUGGUGGCAAUUUGGCUGCACGCGGAGAUGUGGUUGUUGUCGACAUUGCCUAUCGUCUGUCAACCCUCGGCUUCCUUGCUCUCAACGACGGCGUCCACAAUGGCAACUACUUCCUUUCUGAUCAGAUCGCUGGCCUAGAAUGGGUCCAGAAGUACAUUGAACACUUUGGAGGUGACCCAUCUCGUGUUACCAUCUUCGGCGAGAGUGCCGGGGCAGAGUCUGUGAAUGCUCUCAUUGCUUCUCCAAAGGGUAAAGGCCUUUUCCACGGCGCGAUGUUGCAAUCGAACUACUAUCAGCCUUAUGUUCCUCUGGCUACUGCUAUCAACCAGACCACGGUGCCUAUUCUCAACCAGACGGGUUGUGCUACCGCUGCCGACCAGUUGGCUUGCCUUCAAGCUUACAAUGCUACUGCGUUGCUCAGUCUCAAGACUGUCUUCAAUUACCCUGUCGUCGACGGCACAUACCUCCUGUCCACCUUCAUCGACCUCAACAGCACCACCAAUACGACAAACCGCGUUCCUCUCAUGCUAGGUGUGAACCGCGACGAGGAAGGCGUGCUCGGCACAAUCUACCCAACCACCGACCUCACUACCGGCAUCGAAGACCUAGCAGCAGCGAACCACUUCGACGCCACUUCCAUCCUCUCUUCUGGUCUUUUCCCCCUAGGCACCAGCGCAACCAAUAACGCCACCCUGGACGUCUUCAACACCACCACCCGCAUAUCGACCGAUGCCUCUUUCCGCUGCGUCAACCAAUUUUCCGCUUACGCAGGUGUAGCCAAUGGAGUUCUUCCCAACACAUGGUUUUUCGAAUUCAACCGCACAUACCAAGAUCCAGGAUACAACCCCAAUGGCAUCUGUGCUGCCCCUGUAACUCCUUCUCACCCUCAUGGCGAUCCCUCGCUCGAGUACUUCAAAUGUCACGCCGGCGAUCUCGCAAAUACUUUUGGCAAUGUAGCUCGAGUAGGCUUCCCCGACCGCGAUGGCUUGGAUGCAAAGUUUGGUGGCCUCAUCACUGAUUAUUGGACUGCUUUUGCAAGAGGUGGUGACCCGAAUCCGCCAGAGGCAUAUUUGAGGGCAAGAGGGUAUUGGAGUACUAUUGGACAGAUUGCAAAAUCGGGAUCUUGGGAGAAGGUUAUUGCGAGUCAGCCGAGGAUGAUGGAGUUGCAGUGGGAUUCGGUGAUGAUGCCGUUUAGAGAUGUGGAGCAGUGUGCUGUUUUGGGGUUUCCUUUGGAUUAUUUGACGAGGUGA